Messenger RNA from Cryptotermes secundus, 1065 nucleotides. Its product is annotated as zinc finger protein 512B-like. The record is from RefSeq and is a predicted model, not a curated record. Bases 151 to 735 code for a protein of 194 amino acids. Lineage: Eukaryota; Metazoa; Arthropoda; Insecta; Blattodea; Kalotermitidae. The transcript is spliced from 2 exons.
UUUUGAUGGUAGCAUAUGCAAAGCGCGAACAACAACAAAAGGAAGAGAAAGGACACCAAUAGCGGAAGUACAGGAUUUAGGUGUAUAUAAACCAGAGGAGCCUUACAAAGUUAUCAGCACUUGCUGUAUCAACAUUUCAUACAAAACAGCAUGAAGUUCCUUGUCUGUUGUCUCCUCCUCCUUUCCGCUUUGGUAUCAGCGGAAGAGGAAAAGAAGAAAGACACGAAGACGGAAAAACGAGGCGUCUUCGGUCUGGGUUACGGCUCCAGUGGUUUCGACAUAGGUGACCAUGGAAGUUUCGGCGUCGGUGACCACGGACUUGGAGGGAUCUCGGUGGCACAUGGUGAAGUGAAGGCUAUCACAAUAACGAAGGAAGUCAAAGUUCCAGUUCCACAACCCUAUCCAGUCCCUGUCAAAGUUCCUGUAGCCGUUCCUGUAGACAGACCCUAUCCCGUGCACGUCCCUCAACCAUACCCAGUCCCUGUGGAGAAGCCCGUACCUUAUCCAGUCAGCGUCCCCGUUAAGGUUCCUGUCCCUCACCCAGUCCCUAUACAUGUUCCCAAGGUUGUAGCUGUCCCUGUACCUAAGCCUGUAAUUGUAGAAAAGAAAAUCCCUGUGUUAUUUAAGGGUCAUGAGAGUUUCGGUGGCUCCGAUUUCGGGGAAAUCGAACAUGGAUUUUCUAGUUAUGGAGGCUCGAGUUUCAGCCACGGAGGAAUUAGUUUUGGGCAUCACUAAACCACUGCAUUUAGGACAAGAAGAUUGAACCAUAAUGCGGGGUAACAAAUUAUUUUCAUCUUUAAGAAUUAAGACAUGUGUGACUGCUGAACUCUGAUGAAACUCUCAUAUUUUUUGUACACAUAACCUCAGUACAUUUUGUAUUGUCUGUAGAUAUUAUCUAAUUGGGCUAUGGCAGACCUUCACUGAAGCAAAAUAAAAAACAUAUUUUCAUAAUUUCAUAUACAAUUAGUAUACAUGAAUGACAAUGUAUUGUAAUGAUUACUUUAGGUUUAAAAUAUAACACAGUUAAUUUAUAUUGCGUUACUAAAUGAAGCUAUAGAAGCAUGU